AUGUUAAGUAACAUAAAGCACUAUGCGGAGACCGUCAGCAAGCUAUCCGAUCAUGACGACUCCUCCAUUGACAGGUAAGUUUUCUCUCCACUAUUCCCUUUAGUUCCUUAGUUUCUUCUAGACUGAACUACGUGAUUACCACUUCCAUUCUCAUCGGAUUUUCCCUCCUUCUUUUUGCCAAAAACUAUGUCGGAGAGCCGAUGCAAUGCUGGACUCCGAAUCAGUUCAACGACGGAUGGGAGUCUUUCGCCGAGCAAUACUGCUUCAUUGAGAAUACGUACUUUGUGCCGAUGCAGGAUUCAAAUCUUCCAGCAGCGGACACGAGAGAAGAUAGGGAAAUGAUCUACUAUCAGGUAUCCGUUCGUUCGCUCUUCUUCAUGAUCCCCGAUGUUCUUCCAGUGGGUUCCUUUCCUUCUCAUCAUCCAAGCUCUUUUCUUCUGCAUCCCUCGCGCCUAUUGGAUCAUAUUCCCUUCGUACAGCGGACUCACCAUUGCGGACAUGAUCACGGCAGCCAGAAAGAACGGAAAACAGUUGGAAAGCGCGGACAAAGCCCUCGAGCAGGUCGCUCUUGUUAACUGGAGAACUGUGCAGCAGAAAGGACACAGCGGCUCGCGCAUCUUCAACUGCUACCUCGUCAUGAAGUUGCUCAUUCUCAUCAACGUCUACCUCCAGUUCUUCCUCCUCAACUCCUUCCUCAACACUGCAUACACUUUCUGGGGAUGGGGAAUCUUCUGGGACAUGUUCCACGGGCGUCACUGGCAGGAGAGCGGGCACUUCCCGAGAGUUUCCUUCUGCGAUAUCAAUGUGAGAGAGCUGGGAAACGUCCAUCACUGGAGCCUGCAAUGCGUUCUGAUGGUCAACAUGUUCAACGAGAAGAUCUUCAUCUUCCUCUGGUUCUGGUUCGCUUUCCUGCUCGUCGCCACUACUUUCGACUUCAUCGUCUGGGUUUGGAGACGGUUUGACAAGCAAUCGAGAAUCGGAUUCAUUCUCGACCUUCUGGUUAGUUCGAAGAGGAUUUCUCCUCCAGCUACAUCAUAGUUUUAGACCCAAGAAGGUGUGGAUCACUCUCCCGAGAAGGCAAACGAGCUGUACCAAAAUGUGCUCCGCGACGACGGAGUGCUCUUCCUCCGCCUUCUCGAUUCGAACAGUGGCCGCCUGAACUCCGAAGAGCUCAUGAAAAAAAUCUACAAUAUCUCAAUCGGCAGUGAGUUUUCUUCCUUCUUCUCUUUCUUUUCAUUUCUCGGGACUUCCUUCUCCUUUUUUCAAAUCUCAUUUUUCAGAUGGAUCCAAUGCGAGUUCUCCAACUGAAGAAAAUUAG
This is a messenger RNA of Caenorhabditis sp. 36 PRJEB53466, 1318 nucleotides long. The record is from the annotation of a GenBank genome assembly. NCBI's taxonomy places the organism in Eukaryota, Metazoa, Nematoda, Chromadorea, Rhabditida, Rhabditidae.